Dicentrarchus labrax (European seabass) is the source of this 1696-nucleotide messenger RNA. Its product is annotated as testis-expressed protein 47. The record is from RefSeq and is a predicted model, not a curated record. The coding region runs from base 101 to 847 and encodes 248 amino acids. The transcript is spliced from 9 exons. Lineage: Eukaryota; Metazoa; Chordata; Actinopteri; Moronidae.
GAGAGACCCCAAACGUCUAAAGUUGAGCCCGUAGAGAGAAUAUAACGUUAUAUAUAGUUAUAUAUAGUUAUAUAUAGUUAUAUAUUAAUGUAGUUGAGUCAUGUCUGCUUUCCAAAGAUACAGAAGCUUUUCGUUCAGGUCCUGGGAGGAAGAAAACAAGACAGUGACAAUGUUUGAAGUGUUUAACGGGACGAUGAGAGAGAAGAUCGUGCUACAGCGGCUGAUAGUGAUUGCUCGGCUCCCCCACCAUCUCGCUGACAGGACAGAACUGGGAGCUCAUUAUGAAAAACUCCACUUUCAGUUGAGCAAACAGUACAUGUGGGAUCAUAUGACCGGCCUGCUGUUAAUUUAUCCGUCCUGCCUGCUGCAUAUCAUUGAAUCGUCCAGGGAGGUUCUGAUUUCUGUUUUAAAAGAUCUUCAAGAGAUCCAACAGCAGCCAGAAUGCUCCUUGCUGGAAGCUCCCAAGGUUGUGUUCAUGGCACAUAACCACCAAAGCAGGCUGUUCCAACAGUGGAGCUACAAGGUGCUCAGUGAAGCUCAGGCGGUCGGGGACACCGGGGCUAAGAGUCCUGAGGAGGAAGAGGAAGCGAGCACAGAGACUCUGGUUUGCACUGUCCUGUCAGCACUGCAGAAACUGAGUGAACACCUUGAAACGUCUAGGGCUCUUCCUGGGUUAGUGCUGGAUGAGACUCCGGAGCUGAUCGUCUCUCAGGAGGUCCUAGAGGAGCUCUGGGCUCGAGAUGAGCUCCAGACUCCACAACAACACCUACAGAUGUACAACUCACCGUUAAACAUCAGCAUGGACUUUGGACAAGUUAUUCGAAGCAGCUGCCUCACCACAGUUUAACUUUUUGGACAAAAGGUCAAAGAAUGUGUUUGGCCUUCCCUAAAGCAGCUCGGAUGUGACCGAAGGCUUCCUAGCAGAGAGAAAUCACUGCGACAGUUUUACACCAACAUUUAAUAUACGACUGUAGCACUUCUUCUUUCUUUGGAUUUUAUAUAUAAAACUUUUUGAGUGAAACAACACAGUUUAGAAGAAAAAACACAGAAAAUCCAAGUAAUAUAAAAACAUUUUUAAUAGUUUCAACAUUCGGAUGAGGUUAAUUUUAUUUUUAUCUUACUGUACACUGUGUUCCACUUGGUGACCGGGAGAUAGCAUGUCCAAGAAAAGGCAGUUCCUCUUUUACUCCAAAACUUUUUAAAGCGUCCACAGCGUCACCACAGUUUGACACAAAGAACUUUUAAGUCUAAAAAGAUUCUUUGAUCACUUUAUGUGUUCCCUUUUUAUUUUGGCCCCCAUUACUUGGAACUUAAACUUAAGCAAAAAGAAAAAAAAGAACAAGAGAGAUGACUGGAGAUGUAUUUGCAAUGGCUGCAUGCACCACAGUGUAAUCGACAAACAUUAUGGGUAAAAACAAUCCUGAAUGCAGCACUUUGUUUUCGUUGUUUGCUGUAUGAUUUCAGUGUAUUUAGUCAGAUAAAAGCGCAGUAAUCUGGGCACAAACUGUUUUCUCUCCCAUCAUGUUAGCUGAAGAUUUUUGAUUUGUGCUUUCCUUAUUUGCUAUAGAUACAAAAGGGUGGAUCGUACCGUAUUAAUGGAUCACACGGUGGAAAAACAAACAGUGAAUCAUGAAUGUCUCAAACAAACUGUUGGCAGAAUCGAUGGAGAGUUUGAAUAAAAAAACAAAAAGUUCAA